This is a messenger RNA of Cuscuta campestris, 3667 nucleotides long. NCBI's taxonomy places the organism in Eukaryota, Viridiplantae, Streptophyta, Magnoliopsida, Solanales, Convolvulaceae. The record is from the annotation of a GenBank genome assembly.
UGAGUCGCCCUGGCUAAAAAACUCCACUCCUUAACUUCACUCCAUUUUCCCGACGGCGACCGGACGUAUUUUAGCCGUCGUCUCCCAGGCGUUUCCUCAUCCUCCUAUCCGACUCUCCGCCAGGCGAACUUUAUCCUGCAGCUUCUCCACAGAGCGUCCGAUGGAACCCAUGACGCCGGAAGAGUUAGAGAAGAAGAAGAAGAAAGAGGAAAAGGCUAGAGAAAAGGAACUGAAAAAACUCAAGGCUGCACAAAAGGCAGAAGCAGCUAAAAUGCAGGCACUACAAGCCUCCUCAGCUCCAAAGAUAUCUAAGAAAAAAAGCUCAAAAAGAGAUGGCAUAGAGGAGAACCCUGAGGAUUUUGUUGAUCCGGAAACACCCUUGGGACACAAGAAAAAACUUUCCACCCAAAUGGCAAAGGCAUACAAUCCUAGCGCUGUUGAGAAAUUUUGGUAUGAUUGGUGGGAAAAAUCAAAAUUCUUUGAGGCUGACUCUAAAAGCACUAAACCACCUUUUGUAAUUGUUUUGCCACCACCCAAUGUCACUGGUGCACUACAUAUUGGCCAUGCCUUGACAGCUUCAAUUGAGGAUAUGAUAAUUAGAUGGCGUAGGAUGUCUGGUUACAAUACUUUGUGGGUCCCAGGAAUGGACCAUGCUGGAAUUGCAACACAGGUGGUGGUGGAGAAGAAGAUCAUGCGGGAAAGGAAUCUGACUAGGCAUGAUAUUGGCCGUGAAAAGUUUGUGUCGGAAGUAUGGAAAUGGAAAGAUGAAUACGGGGGCACAAUAUUGAAACAACUUCGGCGCUUGGGUGCAUCACUUGAUUGGUCCCGUGAGAGCUUUACCAUGGAUGAAAAAAGAUCCAAAGCUGUUACUGAAGCAUUUGUUAGGCUAUCCAACGAAGGUCUUAUCUACAGGGCUCCACGUAUGGUGCAUUGGGAUUGUGUUCUGCGGACUGCAAUAUCUGACAUUGAAGUUGAUUAUAUAGAUGUGAAAGAAAGAACAUUGCUCAAGGUUCCUACAUAUGAAGAACCUGUGGAGUUUGGAGUUCUUACCUCAUUUGCUUAUCCUUUAGAAGGAGGGCUUGGUGAGAUUAUUGUGGCCACCACUAGGAUUGAAACAAUGCUUGGUGAUACUGCUAUUGCUAUACAUCCUGAAGACAAAAGAUACUUGCAUCUUCAUGGAAAAUCUGCUAUUCAUCCAUUUAAUGGAAGAAAACUCCCAAUUGUUUGUGAUGAAAUACUUGUAGAUAUGAGCUUUGGGACUGGUGCUGUCAAGAUAACUCCAGCACACGAUCCAAAUGAUUUUGAGGUUGGGAGGCGUCACAAUCUUGAACUCAUUAACAUUUUAACUGAUGAUGGUAAAAUAAAUAGCAAUGGUGGUCCAGAUUUUGAAGGGAUGCCUCGUUUUAAAGCACGUACCGCUGUGACUGAAGCGUUAAAGGCAAAGGGACUCUAUAGAGAUUCUAAAAACAACGAAAUGCGCCUUGGUAUUUGUUCAAGAAGUAACGAUAUAGUAGAGCCCCUAGUCAAACCUCAGUGGUUUGUUGACUGCAAAGUUAUGGCAAAGCAGGCACUUGAUGUUGUCAUGGAUGAGAAUAAUAGAAAAAUGGAGAUUAUUCCCAAGCAAUAUGCUGCCGACUGGAAAAGAUGGCUCGACAAUAUCCGUGACUGGUGCAUUUCAAGGCAGCUUUGGUGGGGUCACCGCAUUCCUGCGUGGUAUGUGACACUAGAGGAGGACGAUCAACAUGAAUUCGGUAUAUAUGAUGACCAUUGGGUGGUUGCUAGAAAUGAAUCUGAGGCCCACGAGUUGGCUCACAAAAAAUUUGGCCAGAAGUUUGAGAUCUCUCAAGAUCCUGAUGUACUUGACACUUGGUUUUCUUCUGGUCUUUUCCCACUAUCUGUACUGGGAUGGCCUGAUGAUACUGAGGACUUAAAGACAUUUUAUCCUACCUCUUUUCUUGAAACUGGACACGAUAUUCUUUUUUUCUGGGUGGCUCGCAUGGUGAUGUUGGGAAUCAAGCUGGGAGGUGAUGUGCCUUUUACAAAGGUAUAUUUGCAUCCCAUGGUUCGGGAUGCCCAUGGGCGUAAGAUGUCCAAGUCUCUAGGAAAUGUCAUUGAUCCACUUGAGGUGAUUAAUGGUAUAACUCUUGACAAUCUUCAUAAGAGACUAGAGGAAGGAAACUUGGAUCCAUUGGAGUUGAAAACUGCUAAAGAAGGACAGAAAAAGGAUUUUCCUACUGGUAUCCCGGAAUGUGGUGCAGAUGCUCUUCGCUUUGCCCUUAUUUCAUACACUUCUCAGUCAGAUAAAAUCAAUCUGGAUAUCCAGAGGGUGGUGGGGUAUCGUCAAUGGUGUAAUAAGCUGUGGAAUGCGAUUCGCUUUGCCAUGAGCAAACUAGGAGAUGAUUAUAUACCUCCAGCCGAAAUAGUCCCACAGACCAUUCCUUUUAGCUGCCAAUGGAUACUCUCAGCACUAAAUAAGGCCAUAUUGAGGACCGUGACUGCUCUAGAAUCCUCUGAAUUCUCUGAUGCUGCAACAUCAGUGUAUUCGUGGUGGCAAUUCCAAUUAUGCGACAUCUUCAUCGAAGUUAUCAAGCCAUAUUUUGCGAAUGAAGACCCAUCAUUUGCAUCUGCAAGAAGAUCUGCGCAAGAUGCAUUGUGGUUGUGCUUGGAUAAUGGGUUACGGUUACUUCAUCCGUUCAUGCCAUUCGUCACGGAAGAACUUUGGCAGCGUCUUCCGUCUAGGAGAGAUUGUUCCAAGAAAGAAUCUAUAGUUAUUAGCGAAUAUCCUUCAACUGUUGAGGGCUGGGCUAAUGAUACAGUUGAAGAUGAGAUGGAAAUGGUAACAUCUGUAGUAAAAGGGCUACGGUCAAAGAGGGCAUUGUUGCCUCCGAAGGAAAGAUUUGAAAGGCGUGCAGCUUUUGUGCUGUGCCGGACUGCUGAAAUUGUAGAAAUAGUAAAAAGCCGUGAGUUAGAGAUCUCUACACUCGCUACUUUGUCAUCAUUAAAGGUCUCGUGUGAUAUUGAAGAUGCACCAACUGGAUGGUUUACAGAGGUUUUGGACGAAUCUCUAACUGUAUUCCUAGAAGAAAAAACAACUUCCAGUGGUAAUCCAGAGGCUGAGCUUGAGAGGCUCAAGAAAAAGAUGGAAGAAACCAAAAGGCAACACGACAAUCUGUCGAAGAAGAUGAGUGCUUCUGGUUAUAAAGAGAAAGUUCCUCCCAAGAUUCAUGAAGAGAACAUGUCAAAGCUGACUGCCCUAAUGCAGGAACUGGAAUUGUUUGAAGAAAACAUUGGGCGUUUGGAAAACCAAACAGCCAAUGCCUGAAGAAAUUUUUACCACUCCCUACUCCUACUACUACUACUACUGGAGUCUGUCAUUCAAAACUUUUUUUCUUUAUUUGAGAUCAAAGAGGAGAAGAAUAGCAUUGUUUUCAAGUCCAUCCAACAUCAUAAUAAUUUUUAAGCAAAUUACAUUCAGUAUAUUAUACUGUCUCAAAUUAAUAGCCCUCAUUUUCUUUUUGAGACGUCCCUAAAAAGAUAAUUAGAUCUCUUUCUACUUUUCGUUGUACCGAAACAAAUGUGGGCUAUGAAUUUGGGGCAGAUGGAGUAUUAAGUGAAUGAUUUUGUAUUUGGUUUAAAAGAGGAAGAGAAAUCAAGCGGCUCACUUUCU